AUGCCACGACCAAAGAAAGCUGGUGCUCCAGAACCGAAAAGAAGAAGUAGAACUGGCUGCUGGCCAUGCAAAACUCGAAAGGUGAAAUGCGACGAAGCUCGACCCAUAUGUGUCAAUUGCCAACGGCAGGGUGAAGCAUGCGAUUACAAUAUCAGGUUGAAUUGGGAGGGCAGGGGGAAGAAGAAGGGGGAUAGCCCUACUACACCUGGCUUUGGGCAAAUGAACCUUUUCUCUGAGAUGGGAAAUGUUGGAACGAACAACGGAAAUCCAGCGCCAGCGCGAAGAACAUCCUCACAGGUCGAAUUCCAAGCGGUACCGCAACAUAUACAGCCUGUCGACGCAUAUAAACAGACUGCGCUUGACUUGCCCAAUAUUCAAGAAAGCCGCGGACAACAAUCGACAACAGCAUUAGAAGCGCCGAGGGCACAAUCCGAGAUGAUGAUAGACCCAGCUUUGUUUGUGACUAAUUCAACACCAACGUAUCAGUCUCCUUCUUUCGCCCCGUCUCGACCAGAUUAUCAGCCCACACAGAGCUACGAGCGACACCGCUCUCUUGCACCGAACACACCAAAUCCCGCGCAGAGACCAGUUAUAUCGCGACUUCGUCAGAAUUAUGAGGACAGCGUUCCAUCUCCUACAGAUUCUGUUGUCCAAAGCCCUAGCACCAGCACUUUCUCUAAUCGCAGUACUACGUUACCAAAUGUCGAUAGCCCUACUUCUACACCACCGUUUUAUAGUAGUGGAAAAGAUGAUGUUGGUGCAUCUGGAACGGAAUCGCUCCCCUAUGACAGGCCCAACAAGCGUGCUCGGUACCAAACUAACCAGGCUGCAAGUCCCUCUUAUGAUCCAAGUAUGCCUCCUCCUAAUUUAGCGCCCUUUGGGACUCACACACUUGAAACUCCAAAAAUUUCGUCCUCCAACAAUUCUGCUGAUACACCUCUCACUCCAGCCUCGAACAGGAGUGAUGAUGACCGUAAAAGGUACGGCUCCAAGCUUUCGCCUCUCCCGACUCAGGACUCUCAAGACUUGCGCCGACUGUCUGUAGAGUCACUGCUUUCUGGCCCGCCCGGAAUACCCCAACAAAGUGGCACGACCAGCAAUCCCGAGGAGCCAACUUGGCGCGAACAAUACCAAGAUCUCUACCAAGGCAUGACUACAUGGGGCAUUGAUCGCGGCUUUAAAGAUCUUGAUAUCGGGAAAAAUGAUGAUGCAAACGCUAUAUCCGGGUCUUCUCCCAUUACGUUGAAGGAUCAUUUGGAUUUAGUGCUGAAUGAAGAUGGUGGCUCACCUGUGGAGUUUGGAUUUGGAACAGAAUCGCAUGAUACCGCCUUUGAAAAUGGUGGGUAUUAUGAGAGACCGGUGGCUAUCUGCAUCCCUCGAGUCCUGGAACCCUUGCCCAACAGACUUCUUGAGAAUCCUAUGAACCUUCUACACCAUUUUCUCAACCAUACUGCUGGAUGCCUCAUCCCUCACAACUGUUCAUCCAACCCAUUCAGAACUAUCUUGCCACGAAUGGCUGUACAAGAUGAUGAUCUACUGUGUCUCUUGCUUGCAUACUCUGCAUCACAUCGGGCACGACUUCUGCGCCAGCCCGAACCUGCCACUCGUAUUGCUCUUUGGGUUCAAGAUAUAUUCCCCAACCUCCGAAGAGCAUUGGAUGAUCCAAGCGAGACCAUACCAGAUACGAGCUUAGCUUCUGCGAUCAUGCUUGCCUCUCUCGAGAUCGUGUCGCCAGUCGCAUUUGGAAUCCCGGUACCUUGGCAGAGGCAUCUGGACACGGCUCGUCAAAUAAUAGCCGCCAGAGGUGGACCCCAAGGGAUGCGAAGCGCUGCUAGAGGUGACAAAGUGGCAUCUUUCCUCUGGAGUUGGUUUGCCUAUCUUGAUGUCUUGGGAAGUUUGAGCGGUGUGACAACAAAUCCGGCAACGUCCUCGUGGAUUCUGGAUUAUGAAGCCCGCGACGAAACUGACUAUGAGAUAGACUGCAUUCUUGGCUUCACGAGUAGAUGUGUUCGGCUCUUGUCUAAGAUUGCAGAGUUGGCUCGAAUCUGCGACAAUCAGCGAAUCGGCCCUGACCUCACAAUUCAGCCAGACUGGAGGCCGUCUGAUGAAACUGUUGCACGUGCAGAUAAGCUCGAAACAGAACUCGUUGCAUCACGACUGCAUCCAGCCAAGCCUUGCACACAUAUGCAGUCAACUGGAGAAGCUGCUUAUCAGUGGGACAGCAUCGAGAUGGCAGCUACGAAUGAGGCAUUCCAUUGGGCUGGCCUAGUUCAUCUCUAUCGACGUAUUCUCGGAAAGCCCUCUACGCACCCCGAUGUACAGAAUGCAGUUCGUGAAAUUCAUGGUGCGCUCUACAAAGUUCGACGAGGAAGCAGCGCGACUGCAUGUCUUCUGUUCCCCAUUUUUACGGCUGGCUGUGACACCCAGGACGAUAAACAGAGAGUCGAUAUCUUGGAGAGGCUGAAGGGCGUUGAACACUUCGGAAUGACUCAGGUGCACAAAGCACGUAUGCUUAUGGAGAGGGCCUGGGAAACUGGAAAACCCUGGGAAACUCUUGCUGCCGGGGAAUUCUUUGGCUGA
Lachnellula hyalina is the source of this 2580-nucleotide messenger RNA. It is a transcript of the gene THI2, whose product is annotated as Thiamine biosynthesis regulatory protein. The record is from RefSeq and is a predicted model, not a curated record. Gene Ontology annotation, molecular function: DNA-binding transcription factor activity, RNA polymerase II-specific; zinc ion binding; transcription cis-regulatory region binding. The coding region runs from base 1 to 2580 and encodes 859 amino acids. Gene Ontology annotation, biological process: positive regulation of transcription by RNA polymerase II. NCBI's taxonomy places the organism in Eukaryota, Fungi, Ascomycota, Leotiomycetes, Helotiales, Lachnaceae. The transcript has 4 exons. Gene Ontology annotation, cellular component: nucleus.